UCACUCUGUCACAAAAAAAAUAAGAGUUGUAGAAAUGAUUGGAAACUCAAGACAGCCAUGACAUUAUGUUAUUUACAAGUGUAUGUAAACUUUUGACCACGACUAUAUAUAUGUAUAUAUAUAUAGUUAGUUAGUUUAGUCUUUAUUUGAAGGGACAAUGUACAGAAACAUUAAGCUCAAAGACAGAUAUGUUCUGUACCAGAUUAUAGCUAAAUAGCUCAUUUCCAUCUGCAGUCCCUGGCUACCUAAAUUAAAGGGAUACAAAAAUCAUGCAAUAAAAUUAUGACAAUAAAAUAUAUAUAUAAAUAUAUAUAUAUGCUGCCCCCGUUUGGGGACCCCUGCUCUAUAUUGAAAGUGGAUUUUACUGUAAAAAAAAUUGUAAUUACUGUAACAAUUUUACAUGAACAGUUGGUUGGAUUACUUGCUUUGAAGUCAUAAAUCAAGCAGAUAUUUAAGUAUGUGUCUUCAUUUGAACAAUACCAUUGUUUUGAAAUGUAUGAUGAUAUAAUCCAUCCAUUUUCUACCGCUUGUCCCUUAAUUUUAGUUUUAUUAUAAGAGAUGAUUAAAGUGUAAAUGUUCAGUACAGGCCAAAAGUUUGGACACACCUUCUCAUAUCAGUGUGUUUUCUUUAUUUUCAUGACUAUUUACAUUGUAGAUUGUCACCGAAGGCAUCGAAACUGACACCUGUGACGUGAAAAUUCCUGAAGCUCAUCGAGAGAAUGCCAAGAGUGUGCAAAACAAGAACGAGAAGGUGUCCAAACUUUUGGCCUGUGCUGUAUGUGACUUUCCCCUGCGCUUUCUUGCUAAAAGGUGGUGUUGGGUGACGUGUGGUCCAGUACCAGCUCAUGGUGGAAGGCCACGUGGUUCUGGAGCUCCACCUGCGUCUGACAGAAGAGCUCGAAGAGUUUCCUGCCGAUGGGCUGCUUCACGCACAGGCAGUUGCGGAGGACACCCCGGCGGCCGCCAGGUGGCGGAAGACUGCAGCAGGUGACGUCACGCGCGCUCGUGACGCUGUGCUGAGCGCGAGGAGGAUGAAGACUCCGCUCCUCCGGCCUCCACGCGCGGCUCCAUGAGUCACGAGGCCAGACAUCCACGUCCCGCGCGUCAGAUCUUCACGCAGUCCAAAUGGCGUUCAUGUCCCGGUUCUCCCGGUCCCGGAGCAGCUCCAGGUCUCCGAGUCGCAAAGACUCGGAGCGCAUCUCUCCCACCUUGACCGUGUCCGAGUUGGAGAGACUUCUUUGUAGCGGCAAGACGGCCUGCAACCACGCCGAUGAAGUCUGGCCUGGACUUUAUGUGGGAGACCAAGACAUUGCGUCAGACCGCCGUGAGUUGUCCAGGCUGGGCAUCACUCACAUCCUCAACUGUGCACAGAGUAAAUGGCGAGGUGGUGCAGAGUACUACCAGGGUAUGCACGUGGUGUACUACGGCAUCGAGGCUCACGACUCACCCGCCUUCGACAUGAGCGUCAACUUCUAUCCUGCCUCUGAGUUCAUACACAAAGCUCUAACCCGGGGAGGCAAGGUUCUGGUCCACUGCACAGUGGGAGUGAGCCGCUCUGCCACGCUGGUUCUGGCCUACUUGAUGAUCCGACAGAACCUGACGCUGGUGGAGGCCAUCAAGACGGUGAAGGACCACCGUGGCGUCACCCCCAACCGGGGCUUCCUACGCCAGCUCAAUGGCCUGGAUGGCAUCCUGAGGGAGAGUCGCAGGGCUGCACCUCAAAGCUGAGUCACGACGGAACCGGAACCGGAACCACUUGAGGUUUAUUCAACAUUCAGUUGACAGAAAGUCUGGAAACAUCCAAGGUGCCAUCUCUAUCAGCUACUAACUGCCUGGAUGACGACAGACUGCAGAGUUCAGUCAGGGCUAACUGCUAAUGCUAACAAAUAACAUCCAAAACUGCUGUUUAAUAUUCAAAGUACCUCCGGCAUCGUUUUAUUGACACCUUUUUAGGACUUGUUCUGUGCGAGUGCACGGCAACAUGGAAGCUACUUUUCUUAGCCAGGAUUCAAAGAACAAGCUGAGUUUGUAACAUUGGCGUUUAUAGUUCAUUCACUCGAGAAUUGAUUGAUUGAGACUUUUAUCAGUAGAUUGCAGAGUACAGUACAUAUUCCGUACAAUUGACCACUAAAUGGUAACACCCCAAUAAGUUUAAGUCGGGGUCCACGUUCAUCAAUUCACGGAGCUAGCUAGCGGUGGAAUUGAGCAUUAACUCAGCUCUGCGUCCUAAAUUGGCAAAUGAGCCAACACGGUCGUCAGUUUGAUGACGACAUGAAUGCUAAAAGCUAACACGGAAUGUUAGCUUGCAUUGUUGCCAAACAAGUGUUUUUGUUAGCUGGCCACUCGGGGACCAACGUGUGACGUAUCUAUUCAUACGAUACUGGCACAUUUUAUAGCAUAUUUCUAUGAAGUCCACACUUUUACUGGUAAAUAUAAACAUGUGUUGGCGGUUCUGUGCUGUAAAAGAAUGUUUGUGGUUUUGUGCUGUGAUUGGUUGGAUUAAUAAGUCAUUUUUUUAUUUCUUAGAAAUGAUUUCCAACUUGAGACAUUGAAGCCUUGUGUUUUUAUUGUGAAUACUUUGUAUAACUGCUUGAUUUUAAUAAAUGUUCUU
Molecule: messenger RNA, 2611 nt
Organism: Entelurus aequoreus (snake pipefish)
Lineage: Eukaryota; Metazoa; Chordata; Actinopteri; Syngnathiformes; Syngnathidae
Product: dual specificity protein phosphatase 26-like
Exons: 5
Coding region: 1126-1728 (200 amino acids)
Biological process (GO): protein dephosphorylation; negative regulation of MAPK cascade
Cellular component (GO): cytoplasm
Molecular function (GO): protein tyrosine/serine/threonine phosphatase activity; MAP kinase phosphatase activity
Source: RefSeq, a predicted model, not a curated record